UUCCCUGUACAGGACACAUUUAAUAAAUACUAGCAGUCUGUGAAUAUUUCCAUAUGUUGAAAUUGAUAAUAAUAUAUACUUCUGCAUUUAAAUAUUUAAAGGUUCAAAUGUGUGCAUUAUUUUAGAAAACGGGAUUAACCAACGAAAGAUGCGAUUCUAUAUACAGGAAAUCUGUGUUUGUAUAUGUUUAUGGCUGCCAUAUGCUUUUUCUAAAGUAGAACAAAUUGACUAUCCGGUUAAAUUAGCACGUUGUUAUAAUGGUUUCUACAAUAAAACUUCGGUAUCCAGGAGUGUAGGAUACAGUAUCCACUUUUCUUGUUAUCAUGAAUACAGACUUAAAACAUCAACGGAGAGAAAAUACAAAGGAAAAUUGCUUGGUCUUAAGGAUAACGCUUAUAUUAAGGGAAAUAUGAAAAGUGUAGAAUCUAACAUUAGAGCAAAGCGACAAGCUGGAGGUCAGGGAACACCGAAACCCAGAAGACAGAGAAAAGAAAUAAGAAUGAUGACAGAUGAAGAACGAGAAAAAUACUUAGCUGCAAUUACAACAUUGAAAACCACAGAAGAACAAGUCGGAAAUGAAUCAAUCAGUCGUUUCGGUUUGUUAGCAGCUUUUCAUUCUGGUGAACAGUUAGGUGCUCAUGGUGGAUGUGGAUUUGGCCCGUGGCACAGAGCGUAUCUAAUAAUGUAUGAACAGGCUUUGAUGCAAGUUGAUGAUACAGUUACACUUCCUUAUUGGGAUUCAACUCUCGACUUUUAUAUGGAAGACGCUACACAAUCUAUCUUAUGGACUGACAAAUUUAUGGGAAAUGGAGACGGAUUAGUUACUACAGGUCCAUUCAAAAACUGGGAUACUGCUGUUGGGCCUUUAACAAGAAAUAUCGGAGUUUCUGGAAAACUUUACAGCGAAGAUGACUUUUUAAAUGUGACGUCAAGGACAAGAUAUGGAGAAAUUUGUGGUGAUGAAGCAUUACCAGAACAUGACAUGGAGUUUUUACACGGACCUCCUCAUGUUUGGAUUGAUGGUCAGAUGGGAAUAAUUGAGACAGCAGCCCAUGAUCCUAUCUUUUUUAUGCACCAUUCCUUUGUGGAUCUUAUAUGGGAAAAAUUUAGAGACAACCAAAGACGGAAUGGAGUAGACCCUCAAGUAGAUUAUCCUGCUGAAUUCUUUGGAGAUAUAUUUCACGCACCAGAGGAGGCCAUGGGUAUCGGUAGUAUGACAAUGAAAGAUGGUCUGGACGACAAAUUUACAAGAGACAUAUAUGAGUAUGCUCCUCGACCAACUUGUAGCAGAAAUAAUCAGAACUGUGGCUCUAAAUAUUUAAAGUGUGUUGAUGUAUCUGGUGCAUUUAGGUGUGUGUCAAAAACACUAGAUGAAUAUGAGGCUGACAUGGCAACAGGUGGAGGAAAUACUGGAGGAGGAAACACUGGUGGAGGAAAUACUGGAGGAGGAAACACUGGUGGAGGAAAUACUGGAGGAGGAAACACUGGUGGAGGAAAUACUGGAGGAGGAAACACCGGAGGAGGAAACACCGGAGGCGGAAGCUGUCCAACUCCAAAGCCACCAGUUCCACCGAAAGUAAAACCUACAUUGCAUAAACCUGUUCAAAACAACUUUUGUGUAAAUGGUAAAAGUGACACAAGAGAAUGGGUAUAUUUACCAAUUAGAGUAACGUAUCAACGGCCACCAGAUUUCACGAAUUACGGAUCUUACCCUAUUCGAAAUGGAAAGCAGGCAUCAAAAUCAGAUAUUUAUGCUCCAUCUGGAUAUUCAUCUAUGAACAAAUACAUAAGACCAGGUCGACCAGAAAACUAUGGGAAUUGUAAAAGUUCUACUAGCGGUGCAGGUGAAAUGUACAUACAAUCUGAUGGACUAAAUUAUGAUGGUACAUAUAGAGAAUAUGCAGUAAUUGAUCAUCGUUUAGCUAUAUCCAUGUCAGUUGCAUAUGUUGCAGUGAAGAAGCCAGAAAUCAACGACCCAUCUGAUGUAGUAAUUUCGGCGUUUGAUUCAUGUGGAAGAGUUUGUCAUGCUACGUGUUUAAUUCCUGGCACUGAUUACUACAGGCCGUGUUCUGGUGCAUUAAGAGUUUCCGAUAUUCCACGUUUUCCAAAAAUGUAUGGUGGAAAUUUUGGAAAUUCUGUUUUGAACGUUUGGAAUUACACAUCAUCGGCAUGUCCACAAUUUAACAUUGAUCAAAUAUAUGUCUCCUUUUUCUGUGAUUACAGUAACAGGUGGCCGUGGGAACAUGCCCGUAAACAGAACCUCCCUCCACCUCCUCCAAAAAGAAGACCCUCAGUAAACAAUCAACCAAAUGGACCACGAAUAGCAAAUAAACAAACUGAACCAAGCUUGACAAUGCCUCCAACAUCUCAAAAACAAAAAUGUGCAAUAAGAGGAUGUAUGAUCGAACGUGAUGAUUGUAGAGCACCAUGUGAAAAUUUGGUCAAUUAUCCAUGUGUUAACAAAUGCAACACAUUUGCACGAUGUUUUUACAAGAAAUAUUAUAUACAGACUUGUAGUUAUGGACAUUAUGAUAUUACAAAUGGAAAAUGUCAACGUGGAAAAGGCCACUGUACAGACGAAGAAUAUAAUAGGGGUGGUCCAAGACAUCAACAUAGCCACAAUCAUGCCAGAAACAUACAUAGGCCUGUUCAAAGAUGGGGAAGAAGACCAGGAUAAGGAUAAAAUAUAGAUUGUUAAAUGAUUCGUUUAAAAAGUCCCAAAGAUAUUCCGUCCAUGCACAACGUAACUUUUUUUUUCAUUUCAUAAAUGAAAAUUAUAACCUGGUAAACUUGAAUUGAUAAAUAUGUUUAUAUAUAAAAUAUUUAUUCAUAAAAAAUCUUCAUGUUUUAAGAAUUAGUGACAUCAGAAUGGAUAUGAACUAGGGCAAAAUGUGAACUACGGUGUGACGUAAUGGUUAAACAUAUAUUUGUCAAACUUUUUUUUUACUAAGUAUGGAGAAAAAUACUUUGACUUUAUGAUGAUAGAUGAUUUCAUCGCUCGUACAUCAAUGAAAAUGAAAAUCAAAUGUCGUCAUUUAUUAUAUUUAUGUUGCAUGGGACUUUAUGAAUCAAUGACAAUGUAUUGGUGGACUAUUUAGAUGUAAUUCAAAAGAAUUGUAAAGAUUCAAAAUGACGAAUUGUAUUUUUGCAACAUCAUAAUCCCGUUCAUAUAUAUUUGGCGGAUGAUUUAUCAAAUACAAUGUAAGAGUGUCCAAACUAAUUCAACUGCAGUUAACGAAACUCAUUAACAGUACAAUAGCAACCGUGUUAACAUAUUAUUAUCAUAAAGGGAUUAUAACACUAGAUCAAAAACCAGAUUUCGCAAAAUCGGACAGCUUAAUAUGAAACAAGAAAAUAAAUACGAAAGCAAAUACUUUAUGAGGUAGAAAGGAAACAUUAUAAAAAAAACAUUUUAAGACAGACAGUUAGAUACCAUAAACAUACUAAUGUAUACACAGGCCAGAGUCUGAGCUUGUUUUGCUAUAUGAUAUAAAAACUAAAUUGACGAAAAAAGGUCAUUUAUUCAAAAUCAUAAAAUGCUAAAAAUAUAUUUUGCAAAUAAAACAUUUGACAUAAAAGUUCAUAAUUAAUAUGAAAUUAUAAUACAUAAAAGUUCAUAAUUAAUAUGAAAUUAUAAUACAUAAAAGUUCAUAAUUAAUAUGAAAUUAUAAUACAUAAUUAAUACGAAAUUACAUCAACUAAAAUAAUAUCAGUUGAAUAAAUUACAAAGAAUAGCAAAGGUGGGGAGAAAAAUCUGCCCCACUAAUAAACAUAUAUACAUAUCUACUGCUAAUAUAAAUUUAAGGGAGGUAUGCGGGUGGGAAUUUUUCACAAAUUGUUUGAUAAGAAUUACAAGUUAACAAGUCAAGAGCUGAUGAUAAAAGGAAGUGCCUACAACGCACAUACACGUGAACUCGUGCUGACCCCGCAAGAUCAUUGACCAAUAAGAAAGAUGUAAUCCAAUCAUGCACUGGUCAUUAGUGAAAUUUCUCUACACGUGAAAACAUGUUAUCUAAUUUCAACAAUUUAUCGUUUGAUUAAGUAUGACAAAUCUGGCACAUUGACCAGUAUAGAGACAUCAUAAAUUUACAGUAUAAAUAGCUCACUCUUUAUUUAAGUCUCAGUAAUAAACAAUUAAUACAGAAUUAUCUUCCCUGUUGUCUUAAAUGAUUUUAUUCAGCUUAAUUUUCAAUUAGCAAAUAAAAUUGGUUAUGGCAUAGUAUUUUUAAAAGAUAGGCGAAGGAUACCAAAGGGACACUCAAAUUCAUAAGUCGAAAAUAAACUGACAACGCCAUGGCUAAAAAAGAAAACAGACAAACAACAGUACACAAAACAACAUUGAAAACCAAAGACUGAGCAACACGAACCCCACCAAAUACUGGGGUUGAUCUCAGGUGCUCUUGAAGGGUAAGCAGAUCCUACUCCACAUGUGGCACCCGUCGUGUUGCUCAUUUAAGUACAAACCCGAUGAUAUGUCUUAUUCGGUAGGUCACAUUCGGGGGAAAGGGGACGAAAUUGUAGUUAAAAGAAACUCGUUGUCAUUAGCCAGUAAGUACUUUUUUUUUUGCCUUAUUUUAAGCAAUUAUGUCUUUUUUUCAUUAUCAAGUUGUAUUUUAUUCUAUCAGUUGUUGUCCUUUUUUCUUAUUCAUGUAUGUAAUAAAAAUCGAUUAAAAGCUCA
Molecule: messenger RNA, 4678 nt
Organism: Mytilus californianus (California mussel)
Lineage: Eukaryota; Metazoa; Mollusca; Bivalvia; Mytilida; Mytilidae
Exons: 6
Coding region: 149-2677 (842 amino acids)
Molecular function (GO): oxidoreductase activity
Source: RefSeq, a predicted model, not a curated record